AUGCAAGCAGCUGAAAAAAUAUGUUUAUGGAAUUACCAAUAUAAAAGUUCUCUUGAAACAACAUCAUAUUUAACAUGUACUGAGCGUUUAGCAUGUGACACAGAAAUGUCAUCAAAAGCAAUAUAUUAUUGUAUACAAUGUAAUUCAUUACAAUGUAUUUUAUGUGAAAAACAAAUUCAUGAAAAUUCUGAUCAUGAAAAACAUGAACGAUUAAAUUUAGAUGCAAUUAAUGAUGAAUAUUGUUCUAUUGAUCGAAAUCAUCCAGCUAUUUUUUAUUGUCCUAAUUGUACAUUAUUCUUUUGUUAUUCAUGUUAUGAAAAUAAACAUCAAUAUUCAGAUGGAAAAAAUCAUAGGCCACAAAAAUCUAAAGACGGACACAUUUCAACAAUAAAAACUAAUACUGAUCAACAUCGAAAUGUAACAAAACCAAUACAAAUAAAUUCUUCUCAUAAUUCAAAAGAACGAACAAAGAAUCCAAUACCAUCACCAUCUUCAUUUGAAGAUGUUAAAGUUGAUGAUAGUGAUGAAAAUAAUUAUUAUUCUCCACCUAUACGAAAAGAACAUGGAAUAAAACCAAAAAUUUCCAAUUCUAAUCCUAUACCAAAACAACAUAAUCUUGAUCAACAAAUGUUACUUGAAUCAAUGUUAGAUAAUGAUAUUGAUGAUCAAAGAAAUAAUCAUCAUGGUAUUCGAACUAAUAAUAAUAAUAAUAAUAAUAAUAAUCGUGUUUCACAUAAAUCUACAACAAAUACAGAUUCAAAUGGAGUUUUUCUAUUAUUAGAUGCUCAUGAACAUUUAACUGUUAAUAAUGAAUUUGAUUUUAUUCGUCAACUACAAUGUUCAUCACAAGAUCCAAAUGUUAAAUGUAUUUCUAUUAUUGGUAAUACAGGUGAUGGAAAAUCAUAUACAUUAAAUCAAGUAUUUUUUAAUGGAAAAGAAAAAUUUCAUACAUCAUCAACAACUGAAUCAUGUACAAUGGGUGUAUGGUCAGGAUUAGAUGAAAAUCAACGAACACUUAUACUUGAUACUGAAGGUCGACUUGGUUUAUCACAAAAUGAUAAUAUUCGUAAUAGACUUUUACUUAAAAUAUUAUGUAUAAGUGAUAUUAUUAUAUUUCGAACACGAGCACCAAAAUUACCAAAUGAUAUGUUUCAAUUUUUAUCUGAUGCUUCAAAUGCAUUUUUAAAAUAUUUUCGAAAAGAAUUAGAAAAUGUUAUGAAAAAUUGUAAAGUUGAUGGACCUAUGUCAACUAUGGGACCAACAUUAAUUAUUUUUCAUGAAACACAAU
Rotaria sordida is the source of this 1288-nucleotide messenger RNA. The record is from the annotation of a GenBank genome assembly. NCBI's taxonomy places the organism in Eukaryota, Metazoa, Rotifera, Eurotatoria, Philodinida, Philodinidae.